Messenger RNA from Amyelois transitella, 4929 nucleotides. Its product is annotated as calcium/calmodulin-dependent protein kinase type 1. The record is from RefSeq and is a predicted model, not a curated record. The transcript has 2 exons. Gene Ontology annotation, biological process: protein phosphorylation. Gene Ontology annotation, molecular function: calmodulin binding; calcium/calmodulin-dependent protein kinase activity; ATP binding. The coding region runs from base 174 to 1247 and encodes 357 amino acids. Lineage: Eukaryota; Metazoa; Arthropoda; Insecta; Lepidoptera; Pyralidae.
CGCCCUGCCUGCGCAGCCUGUACACUUUAUUCGGUUUAGAUUUUACAGAAAAGGAGCGAGCAAGCUAGAUUAUCGUUUUUAUUCUGUCCAUCUAGUCUCAUUAUUAUCUACCAUAUGCAGACAUUAAUACAUUUUAAGUAGUGGAAAACAACUUACGCUAGUGUGGUGUGAAAAUGCCUUUGUUUGGUAAAAAGGAUUUUGGUAGGAAAUCCAAAAAAGAUGGUCGGGAUUCCGAGAAGCAGCCAUCCAUUGAGGAUAAGUACAUCGUGAAAGAUUUAUUAGGAACGGGUGCUUUUUCAGAAGUACGUCUAAUAGAGAGUAAAGAUAAUGGUCAGAUGUACGCAUGCAAAAUUAUUGAUAAGAAGGCACUAAAAGGCAAGGAGGACUCUUUAGAAAAUGAAAUAAGAGUUCUGAAAAGAUUCAGCGAGCAAGCCAAAGGUGAAGGAACAGAAAAGAAGAUGUUUUCCCACCCAAACAUAGUUCAGCUGUUGGAGACUUAUGAGGACAAAAACAAGGUGUAUCUUGUGAUGGAACUAGUGACAGGUGGUGAAUUGUUCGACCGUAUAGUAGAGAAAGGAUCUUACACUGAAAAAGACGCAUCUAAUCUCAUAAGGCAAGUUUUGGAAGCAGUGGAUUACAUGCACUCACAGGGUGUGGUGCACAGAGAUCUGAAACCUGAGAACCUGUUAUAUUACAGUGCUGAUGAAGAUAGCAAGAUAAUGAUAAGUGAUUUUGGUCUGUCUAAGAUAGAGGACUCUGGAAUCAUGGCUACUGCUUGUGGUACUCCUGGAUAUGUGGCCCCUGAAGUGUUGGCCCAGAAACCAUAUGGUAAAGCAGUUGAUGUUUGGAGUAUAGGUGUUAUUUCAUACAUUUUACUUUGUGGAUAUCCACCAUUCUAUGAUGAAAAUGAUGCUAAUCUUUUUGCCCAAAUAUUGAAAGGUGAAUUUGAGUUUGACUCACCAUACUGGGAUGAUAUAAGUGAUUCUGCCAAGGAUUUCAUCAGACAUUUGAUGUGUGUGGAUGUGGACAAGAGGUAUACCUGCAAACAAGCUUUGGCACAUCCAUGGAUAUCAGGAAAUGCUGCCAGUAACAAGAACAUACACGGAACUGUUUCUGAACAGCUCAAGAAGAACUUUGCCAAAUCCCGCUGGAAACAGGCGUACCAUGCCACCACUGUUAUCAGGCAAAUGCAGAAAAUGGCUUUAAACAGUAGCAGCUCAAGUCGCCAAGUGCAGAAUAAGCAGUAAUUGCUAUCACCCCACCACUUUCCAAUGAAAUCCUACAUCAAAAAGGUACUUAAUUUAAUAAAUCAGUUUUUUUUUUAAUGUGGCAUCUACUGAUAUUUUGUAUGUCCAUCCAUCUGUGCAUUUUUAAUAUAUGUGUAUAUGCAUAUAUUUUAACACUUGAUUGAAUCAAGUCAACUCCGUUUAACAAAGUUGGCUUCUUAUUGACACAACAGCAUUUGAGGCACUUGUUAGAAUGGCGUACAUGUCAGACUAAUUUAAAAUCAUUGUCACAGCCGAGAUUUGAGUCAUUGCUAAACAUUGUAUAUGAAUUGUAUGUAUACAUCGGCGCUUUAAAAAAAUUAUCACAAUAUUGCUUAUUGAUAUAGAAUCUAUUUAGAUAAAUGUUUUAAAAUCAACGAAAUGUUAUGAAUAAGACAGCAUGUCUAGUCAUUAUAUCAUUUCUUAUUAAGUAUACAUACAAAUUUUCCUAAGAAAUUUAAAUGACAACUCCUGUUCUUUAGGAUUAUUCUUCUAUCUACCCUGAAUCUCAUCUUUCAUGAAUGACAUUAUGAAUUAAAAAUGAUAAAAAAAAAUGUUGCCAUUGAUUAUGUAUUAAGGUAUGAUCAAUACCUUGUUCAUCUUAAAUCCUAUAUUCCCUACUAUAUUAAAUUUUUGACUAAAAUUGAAUAGGUAGGUUAAACUCUUUUAUUAAAGAUACUGACUAAAUGCUAAGGCUAAUGGUGAUAAUCACUUCCUAUUGAUAAGAUCUGUUGAGAAAUUCAUAGCUAAUAAAAUUGACAUGUUGAUGAAUAUUUACAAUUUAUGGUUAAAUAUGCUACACUAAGUAAUUUUUAAGUCAUGCAUUAACCUUAAUACCACAGUAGAGUUGCUUAACAAUUCAAUUCCAUCUAGUUGCAAAAAGCAAAGAUAGUCAAAGUAAUAAUUUUAAUCCUUGAACAUAACUACAGACCUAGUAAUUCUUUGAAAAAUUAUUAAAAUAUCAUGUAUUAUGUACUAAUAUGAUAUCCCUAGUGUAGGCUAUAUACAAUAUAACCUUCCUGUCUGGUAAUCACAAGUUUUAGAGAAAUUAGUAGAAGUUAAAAUAGUGCACUGUUAAUUGUUUACAUAACAAAUACUCCUUACCUACUAUGACUGCAACUAAACCGUUUUUAGAUGGUGUAAGAGUAAUCGCAAAUAAUUUGCUAUUACUCAUUAUGCAGGCCUAAUGACUAUUGUUGUGUCCAAGUGCCGGAAAUAAUGCUUUUGUAGAUUUUGCAGGCAUCCUUAAAUCUGUAGAAAAGAUGACCUGCAAGACUGAUUUAGCGCAAUACUGUAAAUUAGUAUUUGUAACAUUUAUCCCUCCUUUCGUUCAGUCAUAGUUGAAUCUCAUUGUAUUUUCAUAUCUCUUUUUACCAGCUCUCUUCAAUUAUUUUGUUCCUUGCAAUCAUUUUCCUUUAAAAUGCAUAGUUGGUUCACAUAAAUGUUAAGCAAUAACAUGGAUACAAUUUUAUUGUAAAAUUACAGUCCAUACUUAUAAAUGAGUCCUAUCAAAUAUACUUAAACAUUCCCUUUCAAACAUACAUUAUUUAUUGGUGUAGAUAUAAAUUUUCAAGUUUUCAACAUUCCAAUUUCAUAGUGAUUCUAUUAUGAGAACAGAAAAAUUGUGUAAAAAAUAUUUUAUGAACAUUUUAAAUGGAUUUGAUCAGUAGCAAAGUUAGUAUUUAUAUAAGAUUUUAAAUACUUCUUUUUAAUUUCUGAUUCUUUUUUAUUUAUCAUUCUUGAUAGGUAUUAAUAAUUAAAAUUGGAAACAUUCCACUAUAAUUACUUGCCGCAAUUUUCAGAAGGAGGCUAGACAUUUUAUUUUUGGAAUGUAUUUGUACUGGUUUUUAUUCUGCCCUGGUAUAACUAAAAUGCCGUUAUCUACCAAAUCCUUGAUUUAAGUAAAACGUCAAAAAUGCGAUUAAAAAUAUGAACUGAUGCCAUUCAUCAAUGAGAACGCCUAUUUAUGACUUAAAGGUACCAAAAAGUCGUAUAUACAGAUCGAAAGGGAUUUUUUUUUCUUAUUCUACUGGUAAAAAGGUGAAAAUCCUGAUCUCAGAUAACGGCAUUUUAGUUAUACCACGGCAGUAUUAUGUAUAGGUAUUUACUUAUGAAUGUUUUAUUAUAUUACACACAAACAAACUAAAUUGGGACUAGAUUUGAAUUGGAAUAAUCACCGUCCGUAAUCAAUAUACAGUAAGGACUAAGUUGUUAAAAAAUUUAUAUUUAUUGUCUUACUUAGCAGGAAAAUAUUUAAAGGAAGUGUGAAAGAAUUCACUCAUCACACCAACUUUGUGCACAGACAACAUACCGAAAUAUGAUUUUUAUGUAUGUAGUGCUCCUUUUGGUAAUUUAAGUCAUGACAUGACAUGUUGAUGUUCCGCAAAUAUAAUAAAUUUUUAUUUUAAUCACAAAUUAAGUUUAUUGCAAUUUAUAUACUUAACUCUAAAUUACCAGAGGUCUUGUUUUCAAAUGAAUAUGAGAAACAUUAUUUUCAAAAUAACAUUGUAUACUUGUUUCAGCUAUUUUCCUUUUCCUUUGUUAAAAAAAAAAUUGAAUUAAUUUUGUCGGCAAUGAAGUUUCUUUGAAUUAUUAUAAUCCGUACUUAUAUAUUUUUAUAACAACAUAUGUGUUUAUAACUUAUUUAAAUGUUGUCGCAACUAAUUUAGCCAUGCCAAUUCUUCUGUUGAAUGUGAUAAGAUUGGCGGCCUCAGUGGCGCAGCGGUAGUGCGCUUGUCCGUGACACCGGAGGUCCCGGGUUCAAAUCCCGGACAGGGAAUUAUGGGAAACGAACUUUCUGUCAUUUUCCUGGGUCUUGGAUGUUUAUCUAUAUAAGUAUUUAUUAUUAUUAAAACAUAUAGUACCGUUGAGUUAGUAUCUCGUAAGACAAGUCUCGAACUUAUUUCGAGGUUAACUCUAUACGUGUAAUCUGUCCUGUAUAAAUUUAUUUAUAAAUUUUCAGAUAUUUGAUAUUUUCGUGCUUUGCUUUGCUGAACUUAUUUCAUGUGACUGUGUCAUAACUGUUUCAAUAUUAAGAUGAAGUAGGUAUAACUUUAGCGAAACCACAGUUCAGCUUGCCAUUUAUUUGUGGGGUUAAGAUGUAUUAGGUAUAUGCCCUUUGGGCUUUGACAUCGCUUACGGUAAACGACCUCGAAAAUAUAGGAAAAUACAAAUGUUAACAUGCCACACAUGAAAAUAUAUUGUUUAUGAAACAAGGUCGCUUUAAGUAUGGUAUGAGCCACGUUGAAGCAUAUAUGUAUGUGCGUUUAUUGAUUUAUUCUUAUUUAUUUUAUCAUAUUGCAAAGGAAGGCAGGUAUAACAAAGCUACGUCAAAACAAGUGUUAAAAUGUACCACGGGCGUAGUCAGGUUUUGGUAUCGGGGGGGGUUCAAGAAAAUAAAAAGACCAAAAGUACAUAAAAUAAUCCUUAUAUUCAUAAGAAAAUGGAGAAUUUGGGAAGUUCUUUUUUGAGCAGUGGUACAGUAUCGACUAUAUAAAAAAAUGCCUUUCUCUUAUAAACGCAUUACAGAAUUAAUCUUCUGUUUUUCUUUUUAAAUAUAUCCACUACUUCAUUCGCGUCAAUUUCUAUCAUAUAGUGAAUGUUCAUGAGAGCCAAGCCAUUCAAUCUGUUUUCACUUGUUGUGUUUCUCAAGUAGUUUUUAAGU